This is a messenger RNA of Saccostrea echinata, 2476 nucleotides long. Its product is annotated as 1,4-alpha-glucan-branching enzyme-like. Gene Ontology annotation, molecular function: 1,4-alpha-glucan branching enzyme activity; hydrolase activity, hydrolyzing O-glycosyl compounds; cation binding. The record is from RefSeq and is a predicted model, not a curated record. The transcript is spliced from 15 exons. Gene Ontology annotation, biological process: glycogen biosynthetic process. Gene Ontology annotation, cellular component: cytoplasm. The coding region runs from base 32 to 2092 and encodes 686 amino acids. Lineage: Eukaryota; Metazoa; Mollusca; Bivalvia; Ostreida; Ostreidae.
GAAAAAAGUUGAAUGUAGGUGAAGGUCAAGAAUGGGUGACGGUGAUACUUCUGCAGCACCACCAAGACUUCAGCAUUUGUUUGAGAUUGAUCCAUACCUCAAAAAUGUAGAAACAGAGAUAAGGCGAAGAUAUGGAAUUUUCUUAGGUUUGCAGAAGUCCAUUGAACAAAAGGAAGGAGGGUAUGAUAAAUUUACACGAGGCUAUGAAUCUUUUGGCAUACAUCGGACACCCGAUAAUGGCAUCUACAUGAAAGAAUGGGCCCCUGGAGCAGAGGGUGUCUUCUUGAGAGGCGAAUUCAAUGGUUGGAAUCAGACACAGUAUUCCUUCACCAAAGGAGAAUUUGGGAAAUGGGAGCUGAAAAUCCCACCUAACCCUGACGGCUCUUGUCCAGUACCCCACAACAGUAAGAUUAAGUUAGUGAUCAAAACCAAAUCAGGAGAACUGGUUGACCGCUUAUGUCCGUGGGCAACUUAUGUCACCCAGCCUGACCAGACCAAAGCUUAUGAUCAGGUGUUCUGGGAUCCUCCCCAGAAAUAUGAAUUUCGACAUCCACAUCCCAAAAAAUCAGAAGACCUGAGAAUUUACGAGUCACAUGUUGGCAUUGCAUCUUGGGAAGGAAAAAUUGCAACUUACAAAGAGUUUGCGCAGAAUGUUAUACCACGUAUAAAGAAUUUAGGUUACAAUACAAUCCAGAUGAUGGCCAUUAUGGAACACGCUUAUUAUGCCAGCUUUGGGUAUCAAGUCACCAGCUUCUUUGCUGCUUCUAGUCGUUAUGGGACACCUGAGGAGUUAAAGGAAUUGAUAGACGUUGCUCACGCUAACGGUAUUACAGUUUUACUAGACGUGGUCCACAGUCACGCAUCAAAGAAUACCGUGGAUGGGCUGAACCAGUUUGAUGGAACAAACUCGUGUUUCUUCCACGAAGGCGGGAGGGGGCAGAAUGAUUUAUGGGGAUCCAGACUCUUUAAUUAUACAGAAUGGGAAGUUCUACGAUUCUUGCUAUCUAAUCUACGUUGGUGGAUUGAGGAGUAUAGAUUUGAUGGCUUUAGAUUUGAUGGAGUAACUUCUAUGCUGUAUCAUACUCAUGGAAUAGGUCAUGGUUUCAGUGGAGAUUAUGGGGAAUACUUUGGUUUGAACACAGACACAGAAUCCUUGGUCUACCUUAUGAUAUCCAAUCAAAUGCUGCACUCACUUUACCCAGAAUUCAUGAUAACAAUAGCUGAGGAAGUGUCAGGAAUGCCAGCAUUAUGUCGCCCCAUUGAGGAGGGGGGAACAGGGUUUGAUUACCGUCUAGCCAUGGCCAUUCCUGAUAUGUGGAUCAAGUUUUUAAAAGAGCUCUCAGAUGACCAGUGGGAAAUGGGAAAGAUCUGUCACACUCUAGCAAACAGACGAUAUGGAGAGAAAUGUAUCGCGUACGCGGAGAGUCACGAUCAGGCUCUGGUGGGGGACAAGACUUUAGCCUUCUGGUUGAUGGAUAAAGAGAUGUACACCCACAUGUCCACUUUAUCACCACCUAGUCUAAUUAUAGACAGAGGAAUGGCCCUCCACAAAAUGAUCAGGCUGAUCACCAUGGGAUUGGGAGGAGAGGGAUAUUUAAACUUUAUAGGAAAUGAAUUUGGUCACCCUGAAUGGCUAGAUUUUCCCAGGGCAGGUAACAACUCCAGCUACCACUACUGUAGAAGACAAUGGCACCUGGUAGAUGAUGAUCUACUCAGGUACAAAUAUCUUAACAACUUUGACAGAGAUAUGAUGCAUUUGGAAAUGAAGUAUGGCUGGUUGAGCCAUCCACAGAACUACAUUUCUCGCAAGCAUGAAGGUGAUAAGGUGAUUGUGUUUGAUAGAGCAGACGUUUUGGUGUUUGUAUUCAACUGGCAUCCAUCCAACAGUUAUACAGACUACAAAAUAGGGGUCAAUAUUCCGGGGAAAUACAAAAUGGUGCUUGACUCUGAUGCUGAGCAGUAUGGUGGACACAAACGUUUAGAUCACUCUAUGGAAUACUUCACCUCCAACGAUCCUUGGGACAACAGACGGUGUUCUAUGAUGGUGUACAUUCCUUGUCGAACUGCAUUUGUCCUUGCAAAAGUGGAUUGACCUUGGCUAAUGCUGUCAUAGUGCUAAUUUUAUUCUUACGAUCUGAAAGCAUUUUUCCAGUGUUCUUUACCGCUCUCCCACAGCUUAGGACAAUAAUAAAGUGUGUGCCAUAUUGUAGUCAAAACAAUCUAUAAGAUAUAGCAUGCUCUGUAUUUUAAAGGGACAUAAUAAAUGCAUAAUUAAGCUUUAUGCCACACUGUUAUUAAGAGUCUGUACGUCUUCCACUUCAAUGACGACUCAGCUCAUUUUGAUGUUGGACUAUUUUAAUAUUUAAUUGGCCUGUUAUUUUUUCGUUAACACCAUUAAUGUUGCUACUGCUGGCAAUAGUUACAAGGUUGUUGUAUGUUUAUAAAACAUAACGUAAUAAAAUUGAUGAUAAAUUUA